Molecule: messenger RNA, 2568 nt
Organism: Daldinia decipiens
Lineage: Eukaryota; Fungi; Ascomycota; Sordariomycetes; Xylariales; Hypoxylaceae
Product: choline/Carnitine O-acyltransferase
Exons: 3
Coding region: 1-2568 (855 amino acids)
Biological process (GO): carnitine metabolic process
Cellular component (GO): mitochondrion
Molecular function (GO): carnitine O-acetyltransferase activity
Source: RefSeq, a predicted model, not a curated record
AUGCCUACUCAAGUUCGUAUUUUUGCUAUGCCAAAGUCUCUUGGCGAGACUCUCAGUGGCAGCUCAUCAACACCUACGCCUCCAUCUACCCAAACCCAAGAACGCAAGAACGAGAGGCCGGCGAGUCCUGAACUCAGGGGCCGAAUUCCAAUAAUGGAGACGAUACCAGAAAAGCCUAAGGAAGGCGGAAUCACGUUUGCUCACCAGGACAGUUUACCUAAGCUGCCUAUACCAGACCUGGAACAAACGUGCAAGAAGUACCUGGCCGCUCUGAAGCCGCUGCAAGGACCCAGAGAGCAUUCUGAAACGAAGCUCGCUGUCCAAGAGUUCUUGAAGAAAGAUGGUCCUGAACUUCAGAGGAAAUUACAAGAGUAUGCCAUUGGAAAAACAAGUUAUAUAGAACAAUUCUGGUAUGAUUCGUAUCUAAAUUUCGAUAAUCCUGUCGUCCUAAACCUGAACCCUUUUUUCUUGUUAGAGGAUGACCCCACGCCUGCGAGGAAUAACCAGGUCACUCGUGCUGCAUCCCUCGUCGUAUCGGCGUUAGACUUCGUGCGAGCGGUACGCCGAGAGGAAUUGCCACCGGAUACAGUUAAAGGCAUACCCUUAGAUAUGUAUCAAUAUUCGCGACUUUUUGGCACUGCUCGUGUACCGACUGAGAACGGUUGCCAAAUCGAGCAGGACCCUGAAUCUAAGCACGUUGUUGUAUUAUGCCAUGGUCAAUUCUACUGGUUUGACGUACUUGAUGACAACUCGGAUCUUAUUAUGAGCGAAAGAGAUAUUUCGAUCAACCUCCAAACAAUAAUAGACGAUGCAGCUCAAACGCCUAUCCAGGAAGCUGCCAAAGGGGCUCUUGGGAUUCUAAGUACAGAAAAUCGAAAGAUUUGGUCUGGGUUAAGGGAUAUCCUCACUAAGGAGGAGGGGUCCAACAAUGCAGACUGUCUCGGUAUUGUCGACUCAGCUUUAUUUGUGUUGUGUCUAGACUACACGGAGCCCUCUACAGCAGCUGCACUGUGCCAGAAUAUGCUUUGCGGUACGAACGACGUAGUGAAAGGAGUACAAAUUGGCACUUGCAUAAAUAGAUGGUACGAUAAACUUCAGAUCAUUGUGUGCAAAAACGGAAGUGCGGGUAUCAAUUUUGAGCACACUGGCGUUGAUGGUCACACCGUACUUCGAUUCGCCAGUGACCUUUACACAGACACCAUAUUACGCUUCGCGAGGACUAUCAAUGGCCAAGCCCCCAGCCUCUGGAAAACGGCAAGUCCGGACCCGUCUAAGCGUGAUCCGGAGAGUUUUGGGGAUGUCACCACGACUCCCCAUAAAUUAGAAUGGGACAUAUCACCAGAACUUAAUAUUGCUAUACGGUUUGCCGAAACUCGACUUGCAGAUCUCAUCAGCCAGAACGAGUUUGAAUGCCUGGAUUUCAGCGCUUAUGGUAAGAACUUCAUCACGUCCGCAGGAUUUUCUCCAGAUGCUUUCGUCCAGAUGGCCUUCCAAGCAGCCUACUAUGGGCUAUACGGGCGAGUUGAAUGUACCUACGAACCAGCCAUGACCAAGACUUACCUUCACGGCAGGACUGAGGCUGUUAGGACGGUAUCGGAGGAGGCAGUAAAUUUUGUUCAGGCGUUCUGGGCAGAUAACCCUGCGGAGGCGAAAGUAGAAGCACUACGUAAAGCAUGCCAGCAGCAUGUUAACGCCACUAAGGAAUGUUCAAAAGGACGGGGUUGCGAUCGGCAUCUAUACGCCUUAUUCUGUGUGUGGCAAAGGUUUCUAGACGGGGAUAGUCGUUCGGGGAGUAGCUUGGGGUACUCGAGCCCAAUGGAAACUGGCUCGGAGCAAGGCACCGAGUCCGUGGUUGGCAGUCCUGGCAAGGAAUCCGUACUAUCGAGCAACGAAGAUUUGCGAAUGCGGCAGCGCGGCGAUAGCAUUAACUCGCGGUUUGCAGACCAACAAGUACCAGCUAUCUUCGCGGACCAGGGAUGGGACAAACUAAACAACACGAUCUUAUCAACCUCCAACUGCGGGAACCCAUCCCUACGGCAAUUCGGGUUCGGGCCGACAUCGGGCGGCGGCUUCGGCAUCGGAUACAUCAUCAAAGAAGAGGGCAUCAAUAUCUGCGUGGCGAGUAAACACCGUCAGACGAAGCGGUUUGUGGACACGCUUGAAAGCUAUCUGUUGGAGAUGAGGCGAAUACUGCGUAUCACGAAUAGACGUGGCACGACCUCACGGCAGACGCGCGCUAGGGAAAUCGACCCGGAUAAGCCGCGUACGGGACACCAUCAUCGUCCGAAUAAAACUCGUGGCCGCAUGAUCACCGGGGCGGAUAACUUGCGCGCGCUAGCGGCUCGGUCAUCGACCGGGACGAGGAGUCCGACGGAAGAGAGUUUGAUGAUGAGCGAGGAUGAUGAGUUAGGCGGCUACGGUUUCUUCGACGCAGGCAUGCUUUUACAAGCGCUCAAAGCACGCGGCGAGGCGCUCGACCAGCAGAGCGAGACAAAAGCCUCGGAUCGGGCGGCGGCGAACGCGCGUAGGAGAGAGAUUGGGAAGAAGUUGCGGCUUGUUGAGUAUUGA